Pygoscelis adeliae (Adelie penguin) is the source of this 1932-nucleotide messenger RNA. It is a transcript of the gene SH2B2, whose product is annotated as SH2B adaptor protein 2. Gene Ontology annotation, biological process: intracellular signal transduction; antigen receptor-mediated signaling pathway. The record is from RefSeq and is a predicted model, not a curated record. Bases 1 to 1932 code for a protein of 643 amino acids. Gene Ontology annotation, cellular component: plasma membrane. Lineage: Eukaryota; Metazoa; Chordata; Aves; Sphenisciformes; Spheniscidae. Gene Ontology annotation, molecular function: transmembrane receptor protein tyrosine kinase adaptor activity. The transcript is spliced from 10 exons.
AUGAACGGCGAUGCCCUGUGCCAGGAGCCCUCCUCCCCGCUCCCUGACUGGAGGGAGUUCUGCGAGCUGCACGCCCAGGCAGCUGCCGUCGACUUUGCCCAGAAGUUCUGCCAGUUCCUGAAGGAGAACCCCCACUACGACACCCCUGGGGCAGAGACCUCCUUCUCCCACCAUUUCGCCGCCAACUUCUUGGACAUCUUCAGCCUGGAGGUCAGCCGGGUGUUCGUGUCCGACUCCCCCACCAAGUACAACAUCGUGCCCUUCGUGGGGCUGCAGAACUGCCACGUCCCCUACGGGCGUGAGGUCACCCCGAGGAAGGAGGAGACCUCCACCGAGUCCCUGGACAGCAUGGACACCCCGUUGGGUGCCGGACGGUACCUGAGCCCGGCGCAGCAGGUGCAGGCACGCAAGGUGUCCUCCUACGGCCAGUCCCGCAGCUCGGAGGAUGUCUCCAUCCAUGCUGCCGCCAAGCCCAAGUUCAAAAAAGGCUUCUCCUUGAGGAACAUGAGCUUGUGCGUGGUGGACGGUAUGAAGGAGAUGUGGCAUCGCAAGUCCUCUCCGGAGCCGGGCACCGAGACUGCCCCGGGUGGCCGCAGAGCCGAGAGAGAGCCGUGGCCGGCCGGGGGCAAGGAGCCCGGUGACCCGCGGGAGAAAUGGACCCACAAGCUGCGCCUGUCCAAGGUGCCCUCCUCCAAGGUGGAGCUGGUGGACAUCCAGCGGGAGGGGACGCUGCGCUACAUGGUGGCCGACGACACGAACUGUGUGGGGAGCUCACAGUGGCAGAAGUGCCGCCUCCUGCUCCGGAAAGCAGUAAAAGUGGAAGGAGAGAGGUUCCUCCUCGAGUUUUACGUCCCUCCGAAGGCUUCCAAACCCAAGGUGAGCAUCCCACUGUCGGCCAUCAUCGAGGUCCGCACCACCAUGCCGUUGGAGAUGCCUGACAAAGACAACACCUUCGUCCUGAAGGUGGAGAACGGGGCCGAGUACAUCCUAGAGACCAUCGACUCCCUGCAGAAGCACUCCUGGGUGGCGGAUAUCCAGGACUGCAUUGACCCUGGGGACAGCGGGGACGACAUCGAGCUGGCAUCCUGCGCGCAAGGAGCCUGUCUGCCAGGCAGGGUGUCCUCCUGCAGCUGCGAGUUCCUGGCUGACAAUGUGCCCAGGCCACUGGACAGAUGUGCCCUGCCCGGCGCUCACAACACUGCCACAGCCACCGCCAUCCCUGCGCCCCACGGCCGGGGCAGGGACUCCCUGGGGGAGCUCCUCACCCACGUCCCACUGGAGAGCUUCCUGCAGACGCUGGAGUCCUCCCCUGCCGCCAGCGGGCGUCUCUCAGGGGAGGACAGCGAGGCGGAGGCAGAGAUCAACCUCUCCGACUUCCCCUGGUUCCAUGGGACUCUCUCGCGGAUCAAGGCGGCUCAGCUGGUGCUCUUCGGGGGUGCCCGGAGCCAUGGCUUAUUCGUCAUCCGGCAGAGCGAAACACGGCCGGGGGAGUACGUGCUGACCUUCAACUUCCAGGGGAAAGCGAAGCACCUCCGCCUGUCGCUGAACGAGAGCGGGCAGUGCCACGUGCAGCACCUCUGGUUCCAGACCAUCUUCGACAUGCUGCGCCACUUCCACACGCACCCCAUCCCCCUUGAGUCGGGCGGCGCAGCCGACAUCACCCUCCGCAGCUACGUCGUGGCCCAGAGCGUCCUGCCCGACACCGGCCCCCCGCCAGCCCUCGUGUCGCAGCCGCCAGGCUGCCGGGUCGACCUGCCACCCCCGCACUACUUCUGCAGCACAGCACCCACCGGCCCACCGGCCCUGCCACCUGCCGAGGGGGUGGCCGUGGCCCCUGUGUGCUCUCCUCUGCUGAGCAUCCCCCUGGAAAACUGGCUCCAGAGCCUGUUCGCCGGUCCUGGAGAGUUCAUCCAUCAGGAGCUGGGGAGGUGA